ACGACAGACGACGGCUCUCAAAACUAAACCUCGUCCACAGAACAGAAAUCACAUUCAAGAAAGAAAAAACACAAAAAACGUUUUUUUUUCACGCACAAAAAAAGAAAAACAAGUAUUUAUUGAUGAAGCAACAUGGACCAGUUCCGAGGAUUGUUUGUGAAACUGGACCAGAACAAGGAUGGGUUCAUAUCAAUGGCAGAGCUCCACGAGGAGAUGAGGAAGCAUGGGAUCAUCUCAGGAGACGGAAAGGUCCAGAAUAUCAUGGAGUCUUAUGAUAAAGAUAAAGAUGGGCUGCUGGAUUAUAAAGAGUUUCUUAGCUACAUGAUGGACAGAGAGAGGAAAUGGAAAAUUCACUUUCAUGACCUUGACAAGAAUAAGUGCGGAGUGAUUGACCAGGAGGACAUCAUAUGUUUGUUUAAGGAGUUAGGAGUGAUCAUAUCAAAGCCGAAUGCAAAAAAAAUUAUUCAAAUGAUGGACAAGGACAAGUCCAUGACAGUUGACUGGGAUGAAUUCCUGCAUUAUAUCAUUCUAAACCCGGUGGACAACAUCGGAGAGCUCGUUUCCUCAUGGAAACACAGUCUGGUUUUCGAUGUGGGGGAGAGUCGUGCGAUGCCCAUCGAGUUCCCAGACAACGUGUCUGGCUUUGGGGCUUGGAAGACGUUUGUUCUGUCAGCUGGUCUGGCAGAUGCGGUUUCUCGAACUGCGACGGCGCCUAUAGACCGACUGAAGACCCAACUUCAGGUUCUGGGGUCCAAGGCUUUUUCCCAAGGCUUUCAGGAGCUGAGAGGAGGAGGUUUGCGGUCGAUGUGGCAAGGCAACGUUGUCAAUGUGCUGAAAGGUACUCCGCAGUCCACACUGCAAUGUCUUAUCUAUGCACAGAUGAAAGUCUACACCCAAAACAGAAGCCAGGAGACUCUGACUGUGCAGCAGCGCUUUGGCUUGGGUUGCAUCUCUGGAGCGGUGGCCCAUGCUGCUUUCUACCCAUUAGAGGUGUUGAAGGUGAGGCUGAACCUGCAGCAAGCCGGCACGUAUCAUGGCGUUGUGGCAUGCGCCAGAUCUAUUUACAAACAUGAGUCCAUGUCGUCCUUUUACAGAGGCUUCAGGCCCAGCAUCCUCUGCAUGAUCCCCUAUGCAGGUGUGGAAUGUGCGGUUCAUCAGUCUAUCAUGAGCUGGGCAAAAAGCAAUCCCACCUACAGUAGCGACUCCAAGCUGUUUUUCUUCAGUUUUGUGGCUUUUGCUUCUGGGCAAAUGAUCAGCUACCCGCUGGCGGUGAUCCGGACGCAGCAGCAAGCUCAGGCCUUCAUCUCAAAUUCACAUCCUGUCUCUGGCGUAUUAUCAGGACUCACCGGGAUAUAUGAAAGGAACGGAUUUAGAGGAUAUUAUAACGGCAUGGGAGCCAGCUUCGUAAGAGCGAUUCCAUGUGCGCUAAUAAACUACAGCCUGACCAGGAAAUUUGAAAAUAUAUUUUCUUCCAUGGAAGCUUGAGGACCUCAAACAAUUGUUUUAUUUUUAUUUUUCUGGUGUUUCCUGAGUUUCAAUGCAUAACAGACUGGUUUCUGUUGCUUAAUUUAAACUUUUAAUACAUCUGACCAAGAAAAUAAAACCAGCAUCAGGAUUUGAACCUGCUCAGGGCUGAGGCACGUUUGACUGAACACAUAUAUUAACAAAAACUGUAAUGAUAAGUUCAUUAAGGUCUGCUGUGAAUGGAAAUGUGUUCUGCUGGUGUUUGUUUAAUAAAAUUCUACCUUAAAGUGGGACAGACAACUUUUGUGUACAUAUAGAGUUGGUUUAUUUGAAUAACGAUUUGGAAAAAAAAUGUACUUUUAAGAUUUGAUUUACUACUUUGUACUUUCUACUUUUACUUCAGUAAUUUCAUUAUGAAGUAUCGCUCUUACUUGGGUAAAAUGUCUGGAUACUCUACCCUUCGCAAGGAACUUCACUGGAUUAAGAACAAGCUUGUUUUAACUAAAAAUUCACCAGACACACACCUGCAGUUUGUGUCAAAGUUUCAUAAGUUUUAAAUUAAAAGAAACUGAUUUGGAAAUUUGUUUUUAUUUUGUUUUGUUUUGUAACUAUGAUAUUUAUCUGAAUUAUUUUAAUGUUGGUCUUUAAAAGUAUAUAUUUAUACCAAAAUUGUG
Messenger RNA from Poeciliopsis prolifica (blackstripe livebearer), 2138 nucleotides. It is a transcript of the gene slc25a24l, whose product is annotated as solute carrier family 25 member 24, like. Gene Ontology annotation, molecular function: ATP transmembrane transporter activity; calcium ion binding. The record is from RefSeq and is a predicted model, not a curated record. Gene Ontology annotation, biological process: transmembrane transport. The coding region runs from base 133 to 1485 and encodes 450 amino acids. The transcript is spliced from 11 exons. NCBI's taxonomy places the organism in Eukaryota, Metazoa, Chordata, Actinopteri, Cyprinodontiformes, Poeciliidae.